ACCUGUAAUUAUCCCGGUUCAUUCCAAAUCUCUCCGCCACGAUCCCUCCAAAUCCACCGACCGUUUCACCGAGGAAACGCCGAUUCCUAACCUGAGACUUUGAAACGCCGUCCAGUUGGAUCAGGUGGGUCCUACCGAUGCAGCGGCGACCAGGCGAACCAUUAUCAGCAGUUAUUUUUGCUUUCAUCAAUGGGGAAUGCGGUUGGCUCGUUUUUCUCUGGAUUUGCUCAAGUUGUUGGCAACAAUCUCGGCCAUCCUCUUGAUUUCCUCUCUGGAAAAUCUUGCAACUCGGUAUGUGGUUCAACAUGGGAUAUCCUCUGUUACAUCGAGAACUUCUGUGUCGCGCAUUUGCUCAAGUUGGGCAUGGUGGCAACCUUGUCUUAUUUUGGAGAAAACGCAGGAGGAGAAAGAGAGACCUCAAAGAGUUUGCUGCCACUAGUGAUGAAAACUGUGAAUUAGGGGACAAGUCUGAAACCCAACACACUACAGAUCUUGAACAUAGGAGAUCACAAGUUAGUAAAAGGAGGGAUUACAAAAACGAGCAUCUGAGAAGAUCUUUAAGGCCUCGUAGUCAUCGACCAUUAAUGAAGUUAUCUGGGGGUUCCAUUCAUCUGCAUAGGAGAAAGAUUUUGAAUAAUUUUGGUGAUCAGGGUACCCAGUUCACCCACAUAUUCGAGUAACCAGGAGUUCAAAAGGAUUAGGCAUAGAAGCUGGGAUUCAUCAUAGCAGGCUGUAAAUUCUAACAAUGCAAUGAGAGUGCAUAGCUUUGAUUUUACUCAAAAAACCAUAUAGCUACUUUUCAAAGUAUGGCGUAGCAGUCAAGGUUGAUGGAAUAAGUCCUCAGCCGAAGUACA
Sesamum indicum (sesame) is the source of this 854-nucleotide messenger RNA. The record is from RefSeq and is a predicted model, not a curated record. Lineage: Eukaryota; Viridiplantae; Streptophyta; Magnoliopsida; Lamiales; Pedaliaceae.